AUGCCUUCCAAUCGGUCUUCUGGUCGUCCACUGGGGCCGCCGUCGGUGACGCCAUCUUCCCGUACGCCCCUUCAUACACAGGAGCUGAUGUUGUUCAGCAGCCCCAUCUCUGCCUCGCCGGCAAGACGAUCCAAGCCCACGAGCAAGCGGUCAGGGUCCUCUCACGCUGCUGGAGCCAACCAAGCUGGGCAUUCCCGGGGCUUCGCGCAGCACCGUCAGGUGCCAUUCCCCAUAGCCGCCCGCGGAUCGACGGAUCGCACGCCAGUGGAGUACGAGCCUCUCCCUGAGCACUACCACGCGGCCCCCUCUUCCUCCUCCACAGCAUUCUCUUCUUCCAUCCCUGCUGUGGCACGUGGCAGCGGCAGCGGCAGCGGCAUUCCAUUACCACCGUCCCUGAGACAGACCCCGCCAGCGAACGGUGCCCGUCUUGCUGCCACGGCAACAUCUUCUGCGACUCCCGUCGGGGCCUCUGGCGCCGGAAGUCGUGUGAUCCGUCUUCUGCGCGACGCACGCGCCGCGGUGCGUGACCCGAUCCGACCCGAGACACCGUUAGAGGCUUUUGCUGCUCCACCUUCUCUUUCGACAGGUGCGUCCGCGAAUGUGCUCGGUCGGGAUUCCACAUCCGCCUCUUUUUUCGCUCGCUGCCGUGGUGGACUGGAGAGCCGCUCGAAGCGCCGGCUGCCUGCAGGAUGGCGUCUGACUCCCAUGAUACCACCGUCCUCCGUGUCGGAGUCGUCUUCGAGUGCGGCUCUCAAGAUGGCCGAGGGAAGCACGGUUGCAUCUUCAACUAUUUCCGUCGGAAGGGACGCCAUGCCUAGCAGCACCGACUUCUUCUCGUCUCUGCCUUCUCCACCUCCGCUGCCUCCUACUGGGACGCUCGAGCUUCCUGGUCGCAUCAGCGCUGCGAAAGAUGCAAAUAACAUGCACGUGAGACAGUCGUCUGUGGUAGCUCGAAAUCACGGCAUCGAUGUCCAGGAGUUCGGGCAGCUCUACCUUGUGGCGCAGCAAGCAGGCAAUUCAAGCGUUGCACAGCCAUUUGAUCUUCUUCAGUUGAAGCAGCGGCUGGUGACAUCACUACACUCAACGGGAAAGCCGCCCACGCUUGACAGGGUAACCGUGGAGUGGCUGCAGUCGACACUGCGGGACUUCUGCAGGUAUUGGCCCACUGGCGCUACGCUGCGACAGGCCGUGGACCACUACUAUUUCGAGAACUCUAACACAGCAGAGUUCGACAGUGCGGAGGGCUCUCGUGCAUCAGCCUCGGCGAACACCACCUUUGCGCCACUAUUGUACACGCAAAGGGCCUUCCUUGCCGCCUCCAUCACGCUGCAGAGCUUCCCGGUCGCAGCACUCGUGGCAGAGCUCAUUUCGUUUGAGGCAACGGUACACACGCUGCACGUCAUUGCGGAAGCGGGUCUCGCCGAGUGGGUGGCACGAGAGACUACUGUUCUAGCGGUACUUGUCGAAAUUCUCCGGCUGCUGGCGGGGGCUGAAUUCUGUUCUCAGCUGCAGGCGCUGCAGUGGAUCAAGUGGAUCUUGGGCACACUUUCCCUUUGCUGCAAAGACGCCGUCGACGCCGCCACCAUCGCGCCUCAUGUUACUCCUCUGGGAGCUGACAAUCCGGGCGUGUCUCGUCGUCCGCAGCGGCUGCAGAGCAGUGGGUCAUCAUCAUACAGGAGUCUUCCUCUUUCCGACUACUGGGAGACAGACGUGAUUCGCGGCAGCGGGCUUGUAGAUGACGAAGCUGAGAACCAGCUGCGUAACACGCAGAAUCUGCAGCAGGCAUCCUGUGUGAAGUCCGCUUCUCUUCGGCCCAAGUUUUCCUCCUCUCACCCCUCUCCGCAUCUUGUCAACAGCGUGCCCUUUGCUGACGCCAUGCCCGCAGGCUCACCGCUGAGCUUUGCUCAAAGUGAGGCCGGCGGGGCUGCUGCCUCAGCGCUGGCACCCAUCCUGCCCUGCAGUGCACCAGAGGAGCAUGAGAGCCUUCGUGCCCGUCUUGUGUCUCUUGGGUUUCUCCCUACUCUACAGGAGAUCAGCAAGAAUGCGUUGGCGCACUGUGCAUCUUUGAGCGACUGUCAGGCAGGUUCUCCGGCAGCGGACACCCUUGCAUCUCUGCUCCCUAUCAUUGGGACCUUUUAUCGAUGCUUUGCUGAGCGCUAUCCGGAGGAGCUGCAGGGACUCGACGUUUUAGGGACUCUUACGAGCAUGCUAAACACCUGUGCGGCAGACGCGGCAACAGUCGAGGCGGCCUCUCGCGCUUUAGUGAAGCUCACCUAUGUCGAUGAGUACUUAGCAGAGAUGCAGGCAGGCACUGCCGUGAUUACAGCUGCUGCGCACGCGCUGAGGUCACAGUUGUCCCGUUCGCAAGCAGACACCUCACAAGAGUCGUCGAUAGAGCUGCUCGUCUCCCGCCUGUGUGGUGUGAUUGCCCGCGUUGCAGAGAACAACCCAGAGCAGCAGGAGUACCUGGUGUCUGCUCCCAUGGUCGAGCUCUUGGAGACACUGUCAAUUCGUUAUGUCACCGUCUCCGACUCUGCAGGUGUCAAGCUAGACCAGUUCGCUGCGUCGUUGCCGUUGCCUCCAAUACCAGUGCUGCAGGCUGUAGUCUGGGUGCUCGGAAUUGCAUCCAUGUCACCCCGGUGCCCCUUGCAGCUCGUGCGGUCUGUGACGCAGCCACUGGUGCACCUCUUGGAGAUACUGAGGAGAAAACCGAACAUGCAGCUGACAGCUGUGUAUGUGCUCAUGUGCCUCAGCAAUCUGUCGUACUUUUUCGGGGCCUUUGAGUAUGCAGAGCGGGCCCGCAGUGAGGAUGAAGGUGGGGUUGCGUCCGACUGGCUCUCCUCCCUCUACAGCUCUCUCGGGUUGCAGCUGGCGCACUACCUGUUUGAGGACAAUGUCGAGGCCACUGUGGAGGCCACUCGCAUCCUCGGUAACAUUAGCUACACCAACGCCGGACGCGACUGGAUGGAGGCGAACCACUGUGACGAGGUGAUUGUGCUCUUCCUUGGGCAUGAGGAUCUGCGUGUCGUGUACAACUGCUACGGCGUGCUGCUGAACUUGACGGCAGCAUCGCCGUGCCGCAUUGUGCAAGAGCCGGAGCUGCUGCACAUGAUGCUCUCCUACACGUCGCGGUACACAGAUCAAGACAGAGUCGAGGCGGUGACCACUCUCGAGGAGGUACGGCUGCGUCAGCAGCUACAGCAAAGGCAAUGCGAUGGGGAUGUGCAGGAACUCAUGUCGGAGGCGAGAAGCCACGCCACACAGAUCGCCGAUGUUGUGGAGAAGCUUCUCCUCAACGUAAACGGUGUGCUUACCGCGUCGACCAUAUAG
Molecule: messenger RNA, 3330 nt
Organism: Leishmania braziliensis MHOM/BR/75/M2904
Lineage: Eukaryota; Euglenozoa; Kinetoplastea; Trypanosomatida; Trypanosomatidae
Exons: 1
Coding region: 1-3330 (1109 amino acids)
Biological process (GO): cilium organization
Source: RefSeq, a predicted model, not a curated record